Messenger RNA from Cylindrotheca closterium, 1253 nucleotides. NCBI's taxonomy places the organism in Eukaryota, Bacillariophyta, Bacillariophyceae, Bacillariales, Bacillariaceae. The record is from the annotation of a GenBank genome assembly.
AUGGGGAAGUCUACAUCACUGAAGGUUGUCUCAACGACUGCCAACAAGGCGGGCGGGUCCACACCCAAAUCGGUUUCUGUCGCCAAAAAGAGCGGAAAGAAAAGAUUGGAAAAUGCAUCUGCAGUUGAUUUACGUCAAUCUAAGGACAGGGAUCCUACUGUCAACAAUGAUUCGGAGAUUCGAGAGCUGAUCGCAUCUCUCCCACCACUGAUCGACUUUGGGUUAUCUACUCACGAAUUGAUUGCUAUCGGGUACAGCUAUAAUUCAACUAAGAUUUUGUUUGGCAACUCCAUUUUCAAUCAAUGGAUGGAAGAUCAUAAUGAUCGGUGGACCCAAGCGCUUCCAAGGUUUGACAGCCCGUUCAAGGACCUCUACGCUAAUUAUUCAGUUGAAGUAAGGGUUAACAUGCUAUUCGCUCAAUAUGCGAACGAUUGGCGACGGGUGUUGAAAUUCCUAAUUUCGCUUUUUGACAAUGACGCCUUGGGAAACGUGGAAAAAACUACAGAAUACACAUGGGGAGUGAGAGCAAUCGCAUUGCAAGUCGCCCAGCAGAUUCCAUUUUCCUUUUUUGAUGUUGGCCUUGUGAACGAUUCCAAAGUUCCACAAGAAGAUCUGUAUUUUUUGAGGGACGAUAGGACGAAUCCCGCUCUACGUAAUGAGACUCCCCUGGUGCAGUUUUGGUUGAUGUGCGCUUCCAUAUUUGAUCACCCAUGGACGAUGCUUUUUGACGAAUUUCUCGAGGAGUCCCCAAUCUCUUGCAUUCAAGAAAUAAAAUUGAAGGUGAUUGAGGGAUUUCCCAACGACGAAACUAAUAAGGUGGAUAUUCACAAGGGGGUCAAAAAGAUAUUUGAUCCUGACUACGAAGAUUCUGAGGAGGAAGAUGAUCCGAUGGGCGACGAGGACACUGGCCUUGUCAAUAAGUUCGGCCAGCCCGAUGGAUGGGACUCAGACGAGACAGUUGACGACUCCAACGACCGAAGGAACGACAUGGAAAUAGACGGUGAACUUGCUUCUGGUGACGAUCGCACCCAUGACGACGACGACGACAAGGGCGAGGUGGAGGAGGAUGACGAGGAUACUGACGAAUCGACCAAGGAUUCUGUCAUUCUUGUGGAAAGUACUUACGAUCUUACGGAUACUGCAAACGACGAAGACAACAACAACAUGGGCCUGAAUACGGAUGAGGCAGUUUCCGAACUGACCGGUGUUACUGGUGAAGACAAGGACCCUGAAUUGGCAUCUCCGCCGAGGAA